Molecule: messenger RNA, 2635 nt
Organism: Musca domestica (house fly)
Lineage: Eukaryota; Metazoa; Arthropoda; Insecta; Diptera; Muscidae
Gene: Marcal1
Product: SWI/SNF-related matrix-associated actin-dependent regulator of chromatin subfamily A-like protein 1
Exons: 7
Coding region: 121-2526 (801 amino acids)
Biological process (GO): replication fork processing; DNA repair
Cellular component (GO): nuclear replication fork
Molecular function (GO): ATP-dependent chromatin remodeler activity; ATP binding
Source: RefSeq, a predicted model, not a curated record
AGAACUGUCGGAUUUCAUUUCACAACAUUUUUGCCGCUGGAUUAGAAAAAUGUUUAAAAUUAUGAAUUAAAUGAAUAAAUAAAAUAUUUUUUCUUUAGAAACCAACCAAAUUAUUGCAACAUGUCAUGUUCUGCUGCAGAAAUUGCUGAGAAAAAGCGAAUAGCUCUCGAAAAAUUAAAGGCCAAAAAGGCAAGUUUGGUGAAUAUAAACAAUAACAACAGCAGUAAACAAUCGCCGCAAGCAGUUGUCACUGCGCCAUCAAUAUGCAAGUCUGUGGCCCCUGGAAUCACCGGAAACCUAAUAUCAUCUAUCAACGCUACAAACAACAAAAACAAUAGUAAAGCUGAUCCGCCUAACACAGCUAUGCCUGUGCCUUCAUUAAAUAAGACUGGGCCUCCAUUAAACAAGCCUGCGCCUCCAUUAAGCAAGCCGGCGGGUCCGGUGUUAGCGGUUCCUAGCGCAGAAAACAGAGCAUCCUCUUUCCUGAAUGCCAUGAAGAGUAGUAACAUUUUUAAACAACGUCAAGAACUACAGCAUCCGGCUCGAGAUGCAGCACAUCCAUAUAAAAGACCUACAUCUAAUGAGGUUACCAUGGGGGACUUUUAUAAAAAGAAAUCACUAGAUGGAGGUAAUGGGAAAAACUAUAUCCAGAACGGUGGGGCCCAAACAAAUACUGCGCAAACGCAGAAGAAUGUUGCUCCUGUAUUUCUAAAUUCUGUCAGUUGCAAAGUUGCAAUGAUAAAUGCUCAACGAUUUGAGGUACAGCCUUCCAGUUUUCAUAAUAAACUUAUCGAAGUCUUCAAAAGUAUACCGUCUAAAACGUAUGAUCCUCAAACCCGUUUUUGGAAUUUUGCUCUCACCGAAUAUAAAUUGUUGCAAGAUCGAGUAAAUAAUUUGAAGCCAGAUGUUGUUAUGGGUGUAAUACCGAAGGCAAUAUUAAAUUUAUGCCUUGCACCUGCAAAACGAGUAGACAGUUCAUGUUUGGAGUCAUUGGAACCAACUUUGGCUAAUAAACUAAUGCCAUUUCAAAGGGAAGGUGUAAGCUUUGCCAUAUCUCAAAAUGGCCGUUGUAUGAUCUGUGAUGAAAUGGGUUUGGGUAAAACCUACCAGGCUAUUGCGGUUGCUGACUUUUAUAGAGAAGAUUGGCCACUCUUCAUUUGUACCACAGCAUCAACCCGAGAUUCAUGGGCUAAUCACAUUCGAGAACUCCUACCAUAUAUACCUUUGCAUUACAUUCAAGUUCUCAAUUCCAAUCAGCAAUAUAUAGGCGAUUGUAAAGUUCUCAUAACCAGUUAUAGCAUGAUGGAAAGGAAUAUUCAACAAAUUACAGAUCGUAAAUUUGGUUUUUUAAUAUUUGAUGAAUCGCAUAAUUUAAAAAAUCCAAAAGCAAAAUGCACUAUGGUAGCUGACCGCUUAUCACAGCAAGCUAAACAUGUAAUUUUGUUAUCCGGAACACCUGCCCUAUCGAAACCUGUUGAAUUGUUUAGUCAAUUGCAAAUGAUUGACCGGAAAUUUAUGAGCUAUAUUGAUUUUACAACACGUUAUUGCGAUGGUAAACAAACGAAUUUUGGUUGGGAUGCUAAUGGCCAAUCUAACCUGAAGGAACUUAAUGUGGUACUGAAACUUAAAUUUAUGAUUAGAAGAACCAAAGCUGAAGUACUCAAUGAUUUGGCAGAAAAAUUUAGAGAAACGGUGGUGCUAGAUCCUUCCUUGGUUUGGUCAAACGAAGAAAUUAAAGAGUCCUUAAGCACUGUUGCCAAAACUUUUCAAAGUAGUAAAGGUCAUGAAAGAGAGCAAAUUCUCUUGCGAUUUUAUGCUCAAACAGCUGAAGUGAAAACAAAAGCUGUUUGCGCCUAUCUUAAACAACAAGUUAAGGAACCAAAGAAGUUUAUUGUUUUUGCCCAUCACCGCGUUAUGUUGGAUGCCAUUUGUGACUGCCUGGGGAAACUUAAAGUUACAUUUAUACGCAUUGAUGGUUCGACAAGGAAACAGGAUAGAGGUGAAUUUAUCGAUGCAUUUCAAAAGAAACCAUCAUGUAAGGUUGCCGUAUUAUCAUUGGGCGCAUGCAACUCCGGCAUAACAUUGACAGCAGCCGAACUCAUUUUAUUUGCAGAAUUAACGUGGAAUCCAAGUACAUUAGCCCAGGCUGAAAGCAGAGCACAUCGUAUCGGUCAACAAAACCCUGUUACAUGUCGUUAUUUAAUGGCGUCAAAAACGGCAGAUGACAUUAUCUGGAAUAUGCUGAAAGCGAAACAAGAUGUUCUCAAUAAAGCUGGUAUAUUUUGUGAGAAUCUUCAAGACGCUACACUCACCUCAGCACCAACUACGUCAAAUAAAAUUGAAAAAUACUUUUCUCCUGCUAAGCCUGCAAGUGCCGCCUCUGUGUUUUCGCCAAGUGAAUCAUGUAAAAAGACUGCUACCCCAAAGCCAACCGUAGAUAAUUUAAAUAUAAGUAAAGAAAUUGAAAAUAUUGAAGAUUUUUUCCAAGAUGAUGAUGACGAUGCUUUUAAGGAUAUUGUGUGUUGAUUGUUUAUAUAUUACUUACUUUUAAAUUCUAUGAAAGGAAAAAUUUCAAAUAUUAAAAACAACUUGUUUUAUAUUUUGAAAAAAAAAAAAAAUGUACCAAAAAUAAUAA